Molecule: messenger RNA, 7952 nt
Organism: Xenopus tropicalis (tropical clawed frog)
Lineage: Eukaryota; Metazoa; Chordata; Amphibia; Anura; Pipidae
Gene: thsd7b
Product: thrombospondin type 1 domain containing 7B
Exons: 30
Coding region: 632-5446 (1604 amino acids)
Cellular component (GO): plasma membrane
Source: RefSeq, a predicted model, not a curated record
UCCCACACGGAGCGUGUGCUGCCAGCAUCUCCCUCAGCCUGUGUAUCUCCCCUCAGCCUCCCAGCCUGUAUAUCCCCAGCCUGUGUAUCCCCCCCCUGCCUGCAGCCUGUGUGCCCCCCCCCCCAGCCGUGCCCCCCCUGCCCUGGGCACAGAGUGGAUUGUACUUGGCAAACUUAGAGUUUCUCCAGGCAGCGCAGCCAGCACUCUGCCCUGAGUCCCCCGGCACCGGGGAUGUGACACCGACUUGUGUAGCGGCUGCAGCGUCCCGGAGUCCGGCUUCCCUCCAUCCGCACUGCCGCCCGGAGCCCCCGCCGCCUUCCAUUGUCUGCUAAUUGGCACCUUCUGUCCCCAUCAAUUAGCUGCCAGGCACCUCAUUACAGGUGAUUACCCAUUGAAGUACUGCAUUUCCGCCAUAAGCAAAUCCCAUGAACUCUUCAGUAAGGCACAAGGAUGUGCUGGACCAGAGUUUUGGGGUAUCUGCACCCUGAAGAUGCCUGUGAUUUGUGUGCAUUGUUAGUAGGCAUUCAGUCGCCCAAUCAAAUGCUGAUCCAGGAGGAUACAUUCUAAAGGCAAUGAGUCUCUGACACACACAAUACUGCAGGAUCUGAUGUGACAGAAGUCUGUCUUCAGCAUGUACCGGAGAUACCAGUGGGUUUGCUUGGCCAGCCGAUGGCGGAACAUGCCCAAAUAUGCACUUUUUGUUGCAAUUCUUCUCUUUCACACAAAGGCCGACUCAGAAAGGAAGAAAGACCGGCAGUUUGUCUGGAAAUCAGGACCUUGGGGCCGGUGUAUAGGAGACUGCGGGCCAAGCGCCCAGGAGAGUAGGUCGGUAUGGUGUGUGCAUGAAGAAGGCUGGAUCACUCACAAUUCCAACUGUAAGACAAAAGAUAAACCUGAAAGCCAGAGGAGCUGCUUUAAAACCUGUGACUGGCACAGCGAGCUCUUUCAUUGGGAAGUAACGGAAUGGCAGACGUGUGUUCUUGUGCCCUAUCCCCACCAGGAGAAGGCAAGGCCUUUGGAAUGUGUAACGGCCCAACACGGCCUACAGCACAGAAGGGUGGAUUGUGUCCAAAAGAUAAACAGGUCUGUUGUGCUUGGGGAAAUCUGUGAGCAUUUUACUCCAAGGCCGCCGACGGAACAAGCCUGCCUCGUACCCUGCCCCCAAGACUGCGUGGUGUCGGACUUCUCUCAUUGGUCAACGUGUGGCCACAGCUGUGAGAAACGUCUCCAACACAGAACCCGAGCCGUUAUUUCCCCUCCGCUCUAUGGCGGAUCCGAAUGCCCAAACCUUACCGAAUCCAGAACUUGUGAAUUCCAUAGUUUUUGCUCUUUUGGCAACGAGGAGUAUACGUACAGCCUCAAAGUUGGCCCUUGGAGCGAAUGCCGGUUGCCCCACCUCAAAGAGAUGAAUGUCAGUGGGAGGACCAUGGUGGAUUUCAGCUCUGACUUAGCGGAAACCAACAGGUAUAAAAAGGAAAUGUACAAAGUUCGGCAGCGGCACAGUGCGUGGGAUAUAGAGAUUGGCUACCAGACCCGGCACGUCAGAUGUACACGGAGCGAUGGCAGGAAUGCCCUGUUAAGCAUCUGCACACAGGACAUGCCUUUACAUUUCCAGUCGUGCAUUAUCCCCAAGGACUGUGAGGUGACAGAAUGGGGCCAGUGGGGCCAAUGCUCAAAAACGUGCCGAUCUGGAGACAUGGCACCUGGAUUCAGAAGCCGGAGCAGGGAGGUGAAGCACAUAGCCAUUGGGGGAGGAAGACCAUGCCCUGAGCCUAAAGAAAAAGAAGCAUGCAUCAUGGGAGGAGAACACCUUCCCCUCUGCCCUGGGAUUGCUUGGAAGACCUCAGAGUGGAUGGAAUGUCAACUGUCCUUUGACCAUCAAGAUUCUCAUCCAAGCUCCCCCAAUCCGGCUUGUGGAGGUGGGACCCAAUCCCGCAAGGUGUUCUGCGCCCAGUAUUUCAUAGAAACCGAAACCCUUAAAGAAGUCUACAGACCCGUGGAGGAAAGGUUUUGCUUGGGACCUAUGCCCCCCGUGUCUCAGCUGUGCAACAUUCCAUGUUCCUCUGACUGCCUGCUCACUCCAUGGUCUGCCUGGGGGCCCUGUACCCAUGAAAACUGUCUUGAUCCUCAGGGAAGAAAAGGAUUCAGAUCAAGAAAAAGGAAUAUUAUCGUUGAACCAAUGGGACCCGAGGGAACCUGUUCUCAUCUAGUAGAGUCGAUCCCGUGCGAUGAUCCCACGUGCUACAACUGGGUCAUUUCUGGGGAACCAUAUUGUGUGCCGGAAAAUAAAGAAUGUGGUCAUGGAAAGUACCAGCUGAACACCUCGUGUGAGAACCAGGACGGACAAAUUGUCUCAGAUGACCUUUGUUUGGACAGUCCCCCUGUCCAACUGGUCUGUAAAGUGCCUUGCAGCCAAGAUUGUGUGAUUAGUGAGUGGUCGGACUGGUCACCGUGUUCCCAUUCCUGCUCUUCUAAAAACAGCGAAGGGAAGCAGAGCAGGACCCGCUCUAUUCUGGCGAAUCCCGGGGAAGGUGGAAAAGCAUGUCCCCCCAGCCAGGCAUUAUAUGAAUAUCGCUUGUGUAAUGAGCAUCCCUGCUCAGCAUUUUACUGGGAGAGCACCCCCUGGGGCACCUGUUCUGCAGACCCGUUACUAACAGCAUUAAAUACUUCCGUCAGUUGGAAAGAGGACAACGCGUGUGGCGCGGGGAUACAGUCCCGGAAGGUCUUCUGUGUCAAAAGCUCUGUUGGCCAUGUCACCAGCAAAAGAUGCCCCGAGGCUACAAGACCUGAAACAAUCCGCCCCUGUCUCCUCUCCUGCAAAAGAGACUGUAAGGUCACACUUUUUAGUGAAUGGACCCCUUGCCCGACAUCGUGCCUGCUGGGCAAUGCCACCUCUGUGAAGCAGUCCCGAUACAGAACAGUGAUCCUAGAUGCUGCGUAUGGAGGGCAGGAAUGCCCAGAUACCCUCUACGAGGAGAGAGAGUGUGAAGAUCUCCCCAUAUGCCUAAACUACAGCUGGAAAACAAACCAAUGGAGUCCAUGCGUGCUCGUUCCUGAGUCUGUGAGACAGGGAAUUGUGGGAGGCAGCGAGUCAUGUGGCACAGGUCUACAGUCCACAGAGGUAACGUGCAUCUCCGACGAUGGCCGCCCUGUGGAUAUGACUUCCUGCUUGAAAUGGGCAGGGCUAAUGCCUCCCUUGGUACAAGAGUGUCACCUACCUUGCAAAGAUGACUGCACCUUCACCCCAUGGUCUAAAUUUACUCCUUGUUCCGCUGACUGCACCUCAUCAAGGACAAGGAAGAGAUCGCUCACAGGAAGAAGCAAGAAGCGGGACAAAUGCCAGAACGCUGAGGUUUAUCCACUGACUGAGUCCGAGAUGUGUCCCUGCGUAACUUUCCUGCCUCAUCCAUACGGGAACUGGUCAGACUGCAUUAUACCAAGAGCGGAAAGAGAACAGCCGUUGGGAAUGAGUAAGGCAGGAGAUGGCAGGCAGUGUGGAGACGGCACUCGUUUCAGAGCCAGUGCUUGUUAUGAUUCAGGUGGCAGAAUAGUGGAUCCCUCUCUCUGUGGCAGCUCCGGUUACAUAGAGGAGAGCUGUGUAAUCCCAUGUCCAUUCGAUUGCAAGCUUAGUGACUGGUCGGCCUGGUCUCCUUGUAGCUCCUCGUGUGGAACUGGAGUAAAAAUAAGGUCCAAAUGGUUGAAAGAGAAACCCUACAAUGGGGGGCGCCCUUGCCCCAAACUGGAUAUUAAGAAUCAGGCUCAGGUGUAUGAGGCAGUGCCAUGCUAUAAUGAGUGCAGUGAGUAUUCCUGGGUGGCAGAGCCGUGGUCUGCUUGCAAGCUCAACACCGAGGAGAGACCCGCUGCCUGCGGCCAUGGAAUACAAAUCGGGAAAGUGAGAUGUGUCAAUGUGAGCAGGGACGGGGAAGGUGCUCCUGUGAAUGAUUCCUACUGUCAAGGUUCUCAGUCUGGCCCAACAGUCCAAGAAUGUUCUUUGCCUUGCCCUGGGGAGUGUGUGAUGUCUAACUGGGGACACUGGAGUGACUGCACAAAGUGUGACAUCGGCACGAUGAGGACGAGGAGACGGUUCCCAUUGCGGAUCCCUGUUAAUGGCCAUGAGUGCCCAGAAGGGACCCAAACAGAACCUUGUAGGCUCAACAGCAACUGUUUCCACUAUCACUAUAAUAUAACAGAGUGGAGCACGUGCCAGCUAAGUGGAGAUGCAGAGUGCGGCGAAGGUCUGAAAACACGCCUGUUAGAUUGUAUCCGCAGCGAUGGGCAAUCAGUGCAAACUUCCCUGUGUGAACAGAUGAAUAGGGAGAAGCCCUUCCCCAUGAGUAUCCGCUGCCUGGUGGAAUGUGCCAUCGCCUGCCAGCUCUCUGAAUGGUCAGACUGGUCCCAGUGCUCACAAACCUGCGGCGUUGGCGGGCAAAUGGUUCGCUCCAGGCGCCUCCUCCUACAGGCACAAGGGGAAGGAAGGCCGUGCCCAAAGCAGCUCAGUCAGUACAAGUCCUGCCCCAUUUAUCCAUGUUACGAGUGGAGCUUUGAUGAAUGGUCCAAAUGCAAGAUAGAGAGUGGUCAGUGCGGGGAAGGAAUGAAGUUCCGCAAUGUCAGCUGUAUAGUCCAUAAUGCAUCAGAGUCCGGUGCCAGGAAGCGAGUGAAUGCCCAGCUCUGCGGUAGCGUGUCGUCCGGAGAGAAUCAAAUGGCAGCUCCCUGUUAUGUGCCUUGUCCAGGUGACUGUCACCUGACAGAGUGGUCACAAUGGAGUGCCUGUGAGCUCACUUGCAUCGAUGGGCGGGGCUUUGAAUCGGUUGGGCGCCAAUCAAGGUCUAGGACAUUCAUUAUCCAGUCUCUGGAAAACCAAGAAAGCUGCCCAGAACAGGUCAUAGAGACGCGCCCGUGCACAGGUGGGAAAUGCUACACAUACGUAUGGAAAACCAGCGGCUGGAGGGACAACAGGAGAAGCGUUUGGUGUCAGCGGUCGGACGGCCUGAACGUUACAGGGGGCUGUUCUAUAGCGUUGCAGCCUGCAGCCGUCCGACACUGCGACCCACCGUGCAGAAAACCCUUCUCCGUAUGUAAGCAGAACGGGCUGUGCGGCUGCGAGCAGGGAUACAUGGAGAUAACGAGAUCCAACGGCCUCCUCGACUACUGCCUGAAAGUGCCCGGCAUGGAGGGCAAGAAAGCCGACGUCAAGUCCUUUGUGGCGAAAAACAAACCGCUCAACUCCAAAAUCCAGGAGAUGUUUAGUGGCUGGGCCAUCGAGCCCUUCGAUCCAGAUGGGAGAGUGAGGCUGUGGGUAUACGGCGUAUCGGCUGGCAGCUUCCUACUCAUCGUGUUCAUCAUCCUCAUUUCCUAUUUAAUUUGUAAAAAGCCAAAGGAACAGAUAAGUCUCUUCCCUCAGCAGAAGCCCUUAUCCUUCACGUACGACGGAGAUUAUGACAUGUAGCUCUUCGAAGGGGAGAAAUAAAAUGCAGAUAUCGACUGCCUUAACUGCCUCUCAUUUGUAACAAUGACAGAGCAAAACUGAUGUUCCUUUGUUCCUUGGAUACAAGAACAUGGUGGAACGACCUAAAGAUACAUCAUCGAAAUUUUGCCUUCAAGAAAGUCAUCGGACUUUGUUCUUUGGAUUUUCUUUCUUCAUGUUUUUUUUUUUUGGUUUCCUUAUUUUUUUUUUAUUUGUCCUAUGACUCAACCUUAUAACAAAAUGGAAGAACAUUCUCAGAGUAUCACGUGCAGGAUUCUGCUACAUAAAGACAUUAUGCAAUUGGUCAUAAAUGCAUUAUUUUUGUACUUCUUCAGCACACAUUUCAUAGGUCAGAGCACGACAGGGUGUGCCCGGCACGUAUCUGGAUUCUUAGCGAUGGAUUGUGCUGUUCCUUUUAUUAUCACGAGACAACGGUUUGAAAAAUGUGUCUGGAUUUCAAUUUGCUUUGAUAUGAAUAUCGGGAAUAAACUGCUUCAAACAACUCCGUGUAAAUAGACGUGGGACUUUUCAGGUCUUGGCUUCAGAUAAUGGUUUUUGUACAUGGAAUUUACUUGUUAUAUUUCUAAACCUAGGCCUUUUUUUAUUCAGUUUCCCGAUAUACUACCAAUUCAGGAUUGCAGGAUUGGGCAUUGUCCAUAUGAUGGCUCUUCCAGUCAUGGAACAAAUUACACCCUCAUGAAUACUGAAUGUAUUUUUUAUUUUUUAAGAAACUUGGAUCUUCUUCACUCUUUCCACCAGAGGUUACCUUCUCCGAGAGGUUUGAUUGGCCCAGUCACAUUCACCUGCACAAUGCUUUCCUUAAAAGUUACUCAAAGAAUAUUCACCAAUUACUUCAAGCAACAUCACCCAACUGUUGACGUCAAAACCCCUACAUUUUCACUAGCUACACUCUUCUCGUGUUGAGGCCAUUUCCAUUCAGAGAAUGCUUUAGGCUAUUGGACAUUUCAGAUCUUAAUGUUGCACAGAACUCCCAAGGAAGGUGAUCUUGGAUCUUCCAAACUCAGUCCACCAGAAGUCAUGUUCUCCCAGUGGUUUGUUUGUCCCUGACACAUUCACCUAAACAUUCUACCCAAUGUUUCCCUCAGAAGUCACCUCCACAAGCGUUGCACUUCAUCUACAGAAUCUUCAACAUGUGGCUUUACUUCAAGCAACACCACCUAACUGUUAAAGUCAAGACUCCUACAUUUUCACUAGCUCGUGUUGAGCCCAUUUCCAUUCAAAUAAUGAAUGGACAUUUGGUGAUCUUGGAUCUUCCAAACUCAGUCCACCAGAAGUCAUGUUCUCCCAGUGGUUUGUUUGUCCCAGACACAUUCACCUAAACAUUCCAAGGAAGGUGAUCUUGGAUCUUCCAAACUCAGUCCACCAGAAGUCAUGUUCUCCCAGUAGUUUGUUUGUCCCAGACACAUUCACCUAAACAUUCUACACAAUGUUUCCCUCAGAAGUCACCUCCACAAACUUUGCUCUUCAUCUACAGAAUCUUCAACAUAUGGCUUUACUUCAAGCAACACAACCUAACUGUUAAAGUCAAGACCCCUACAUUUCAGAUCUUAAUGUUGCAAAGAACUCCCAAGGAAGGUGAUCUUGGAUCUUCUAAACCCAGUCCACCAGAAGUCAUGUUCUCCCAUUGGUUGGUUUGUUUGUCCCAGACACAAUCACCCAAUGUUUCCCCUCAUAAGUCACCUCAGCAGCCCCCCAGACCCUUAACAGGGCCAGGGGAGAAAUCCACCACUCAGGAGCUCCUACACCGCACGUCUGCUCACUAGGGGGAUCAGAUAGGAUAUUGGAUCUUCUAAACUCAGUCCACCUGAAGUCAUGUUCUCCCAGUGGUUUGUUUGUCUCAGACACAUUCACCCAAUGUUUCCUUCAGAAGUCACCUCCACAAGCUUUGCUCUCCAUCUACAGAAUCUUCAACAUUUGGCUUUACUUCAAGAAACACCAACCCCACCCAACGUCAAGAGUUACUUCAUGUUGAGCCCAUCUACCUUAAAUGAAUGCUUUAUGGUUUGUGGGGUUCCAGAACUCAAUGUUGCACAUAUGUUCCAAGCACAGUAGGCCUUGCCACGUAGGGCUUACAGUUGAUGGGGUAAAUAUUUAGUGCCACAAUGAAUGGCAAGAAGCAACCUUAGACUCCAUAGAGAAGCAGAUGAUGUAGUGCUUCUUUAAAAAGUGGAAUGUAAUUCAUGUUUUAUAUGGGACUAGAUCAAAGACAUUUUGUAUGCAUUUGUUUUGGAGGAAGGUUUUUGUUUCUCUAAAUCUCAUCUGUCGACGCCCCUCAAGGGCAAGUGCCGUAUCUUUCCUUUCCGAAACAGGCCUUGUUGUGAGGAGAUCCAGUGAUUUAGUUCAGAAGCACCCAAUGGCCGGAGGUUGUCCUUUGAGAAACUUGGACGAUGCAAGAUAUCUGAGAAACUUCUGUUUGCCUGAACUGUACACUUCUAACCAUAAAAUGUGUUUUUUUUUAAAGAAUAGA